Messenger RNA from Tachysurus vachellii, 1501 nucleotides. RefSeq names its product DnaJ heat shock protein family (Hsp40) member B13 (gene dnajb13). Gene Ontology annotation, cellular component: cytosol. The record is from RefSeq and is a predicted model, not a curated record. The transcript has 8 exons. Gene Ontology annotation, molecular function: protein-folding chaperone binding. Bases 541 to 1482 code for a protein of 313 amino acids. NCBI's taxonomy places the organism in Eukaryota, Metazoa, Chordata, Actinopteri, Siluriformes, Bagridae.
UAAUGACCCAUCUGUCAAGCUCCUUAAGUUUGCAGACGACACUACAGUCAUAGGCUUCAUCACAGAUGGAGACGACUUGGAGCUCGAUACGCUUAAAACAGUGAUGAUAGUGGAUUUCAGGAGAAAACACCCUGCACCGCCCCCAUGCACCAGCAUGGACAGCACUGUGGAUACUCACAUCAACAACAUUGUUAAAAAAAAAACAAAAAAAAGGCUUUAGCCAGUUUAGAAAGCUUAACCUGCCACAGGAGCUGCUGAAAGUAUUAGUGCUGUUCCCCUGCCCACCUUUCAAGAACCUUAUAUAUCCAGAGUGAGGAAAAGGGCUCAGAACAUCACUCUGGAUCCCUCACAUCCAAGUCAAUCCGCUUUUUGAACUUUUACCGUCUGGUACAAGUUGGUACAGAUGGUACGAUACAGAGCCCCACAUAAAGCCCGUUCUGUUUCUGAUUCUGAUUGAAGCGACGUCGCCAUAGCGACGUUACCUAGCAACCGAAACAAACGCUAAACCUUCAAUGUCCACGACACACAAUUAAAUGAGAAAUGGGAAAAGACUAUUACACGACAUUGGAAGUUCACCGAGGCGCAUCUGACGCGGACUUUAAACAAUCGUAUCGUCGACUAGCACUGAAAUAUCAUCCACAAACCAACAGCCAGCCAGAUGCCUAUGAGAAAUUCAACCAACUUGGAGAAGCUUAUGAUGUUCUGAGUGACCCUCGAAAAAGGGCCACAUACGAUAAGUUUGGUGAAGAGGGCCUCAAGGGUGGAAUUCCUCCAGAGUCAGCAGCAAGUGGCGCAUGGUCAUCUGGAUACACCUAUCAUGGAAAUCCUGAGAAAACCUUCAGAGAGUUCUUUGGCGGAGAUAAUCCUUUUGCUGAUUUUCACACCUCAGAAGAGGAGCUGGCUUUUGGGGGCCUCCGUGGACGAGAGGUGAAAAAGCAGGAUCCACCCAUUGAGCGUGAAAUGCAUUUAACCUUAGAGGACCUUUUCCACGGAUGCACCAAAAAGAUCAAGAUAUCGCGACGUGUAAUGAAUGAAGACGGUCAGACGUCAAGCAUCAAAGACAAGAUUUUAACCAUCAUCGUGAAACCAGGCUGGAAGGAAGGGACACGGAUUACAUUCCCAAAAGAGGGAGAUCAGGGGCCAAACAGCAUCCCAGCAGACAUCAUUUUCAUCAUUCGUCAAAAACCUCACCCACUGUUUGUCCGUCAGAAUGAUGACUUGAUUUACACACAAAACAUAUCACUGGAGAAGGCACUGACUGGGUUUUCGGUGGAAGUAGAGACACUAGAUGGCAGACUACUCAACAUUCCUGUCAACGAGAUUGUAUGUCAACAGUACAGGAAGUCAGUGACUGGAGAGGGAAUGCCUUUAUCCAGCAACCCAACUGCACAUGGAGAUCUGAUCAUCCAGUUCAAUACCCAGUUCCCACAGAGUCUCUCGGCUGAGAAGAAACUGCUUAUUAAGCAAGCCCUUUCUAUGUGACUUCCUGUCCCAUACCCAC